This is a messenger RNA of Aphanomyces astaci, 1074 nucleotides long. RefSeq lists its product as hypothetical. The record is from RefSeq and is a predicted model, not a curated record. The transcript is spliced from 3 exons. The coding region runs from base 1 to 1074 and encodes 357 amino acids. Lineage: Eukaryota; Oomycota; Saprolegniomycetes; Saprolegniales; Verrucalvaceae.
AUGUCGUUGGGGCCACAGGGAGCGUAUGUGGCUGGGUCAUCCAUGGUUGCGUCUCUCAACGACGUGACUAAGCUGUCCCUCGCAUUGUUGCCUCGGCACAAACACGAUCGUUCAAAGCAAGCAGUAAACCAAACGGGUGACAGUGGGGGGUUGCUUUUUCAAUCGCCCAAGACACUCGCCGAGAUGACCACAGGGCAGAGCUUCAACUCGCUUAUGACCAACGUGGGACCCUGGCUGGGACUGUCGUACUCACCCUCGGGCAAUUCACUUGCAGCCGGCUAUGGCUUUGACAUUGUGGGGGACGUCAUGCAUGGCGAGCAUUUCUUUGGGGUGUUGGGCGUGGCGGGGUACGUCCCCUCGCACGGGUUAGGGGUGGUGCUGAUGUCGAAUGCCGAAGCGGCGGUAGGGGGCCUCUUCAGCGCGCAGAUGGUCAUACCGCUGGUACACUCGUACAUUCUAGGCGUGUACUUGGACAUCCCCAUCGCCACCCUCGAAAACGAGUUUGCGAACGCCAUUGCCGCCAUCGACCACCGCGCUCCCGUGCUCCCGUGUGACCCCCAUUACUUCGAAAACAAACCGUGGGAUGUGCCUGGGGUGGUCAUUCCAGAUAAGACCAAGCGCCAGCUCGUGGGGACGUAUAAUAGCACCGAGUCGGUGUUCUACGGGGGCGUUGCCGUGUACAUUGACCAUGAAGCCAAAGACAGGGACCUGGUUCUUCAAUAUGGAGAGUACGCGCGUCGGUUGAUUGCAACGGGGAACGAUGGUGUGUACAUGUGGGCGUUGGAAGCCCGCGGGAUGACGUUUGUCGUGCAGUUCGUCGACAAGGACGCGAGCGCCGUGCAAUUGCAUUUCUUUGGGAAAUCGUUUUUUCGCCGUCCGCCCACAAACCUGGGUUACGCCGUGCCGGCCUUGAUGUUUUUCCACAUUCCCAUCCCAGAGUACAACCAAGGACCGGUGCUGCAAGUGGGGGAUGUGAAGGCUUCAUUUUGGGGCCACAACCACUUGGAUGCCUUUUACCAAGAAGAACGCGAUUCAGCAUGUGCAUCAGCGGAAGUUCUGGCUACGGCUGGCUGA